GGCUUUUAUGCCUUCGCUUUCGCCUUCGCCCGCAUGCUCGCUUGCGCACCAGGCAGACUCGGACUCCUCAUUUGUGCUGUGCACUCAAUGACAUAUAUUGCGACAGGUACCGAACCGACCCUCCCAUCAACGGCGUCGCAAAUCGCACUUCUCCAACCUAUUUUGUGUCCUUGAAGCCAGCUUGUGAAAGCUGCCUUUUCCAGCCAAACCACCACCAGGAGCAGGCAUCCAUCCAACCAGAGGGCUUGAAUCUCUCCUCGAAUCCUCCUCGAAUCCUCUUCGAAUCAUCCUCGUCUCUUCUCGACUUCCCCCUCGAAUCCUCCUGCGCACUUGCUGCUCUCCUUCGAGAUCCAUUCCAACAUCACGCCUCCAUGAUCCCCAACCAGGCCCCCGAACCCUUCUCCAUCGCCAACAUGUUGUCCAUGCCGGUAACAGAAACGGAGAAGAUGCCCUCCAACCCGCAUGUCUCCCCCAAAGCCAUACCCCCUCGCACCUCCAGCUCCAGCGCUGCCACCGUCACAACACCUCCACCGAAAUCUAUCCAUCGCCCCGUUCCCGAAGGCGAAUGGAUCAGCCCGAAACUGCGCCCUGCGAAACUAGCUACGACAUUGGGCCUCGCCAUGAUGCAGCCCCCAAACCAGCCCCCCAACCCAGAGCGAUAUGCCCACGAGGACCUCAACUUCACAGCUCAGCGCUCCUGGACCGAGGAGAAGGAGAAGGUCGUGCGCGGCCCCUUUGACUAUGUCAUAAGCCAUCCUGGCAAGGACUUCCGCGCCCAGCUGAUUGGCGCCUUCAAUGCCUGGCUCGACGUCCCCGCGGACAGCCUCGAGAUUAUCACCCGCGCUGUUGGCAUGCUUCACGAGUCUUCUCUCCUCGUUGAUGACGUCCAAGACUCGUCCGAGCUGCGCCGCGGCUUUCCUGUCGCCCACAACAUCUUCGGCGUCGCCCAGACCAUCAAUUCCGCCAACUACAUAUACUUUACUGCGCUCCAGGAGCUACAAAAACUCAACAAUCCAGAAGCUAUCACCAUGUUCGCCGAGGAGCUCGUCAACCUCCAUCGGGGCCAGGGAAUGGACCUCUUCUGGCGAGAUACCCUCACCUGCCCCACUGAGGAGGACUACCUCGAAAUGGUUGGCAACAAGACAGGCGGACUCUUCCGCCUCGGCAUCAAGCUCAUGCAAGCCCAGUCCGCCUCUACUAUCGACUGCGUGCCCCUCGUCAACCUCAUCGGCCUCAUCUUCCAGAUCCGAGAUGACUACAUGAACCUCUCCUCCAAGGAGUACAGCCACAACAAGGGCAUGUGCGAGGACCUGACAGAAGGAAAGUUUUCUUUCCCAGUCAUCCACAGCAUCCGCUCCAACCCUUCCAACCUCCAGCUUGUUAGCAUCCUCAAACAAAAGACCUCCGACACCCAGGUUAAGCGUUACGCCGUCGCCUACAUGGAAUCCACUGGCACCUUUGAGUACACCAGGAAUGUCCUAACCGUCCUCAUCGAGCGCGCUCGCAAGUUGGCUGAGGAGAUCGACCAAGGCCAAGGCCUCACCAAGGGCAUCCAGAAGAUCUUGGAUAAGAUGGUUGUCACCUGAGCGUCCUUGGAGCUUCUCCUUAACAAUCCGCCAGGAAAUGGCCUUGCAAGGGUGGCUGGGGUUGGGAAGACCCCGUGUUUUUACUCCUUUAUUAAUCGGAUUUAACGUGUCACGAGCGGAGCGCAUAUAGAAUGAUCUAGCUAGCGUCCCGGGAACUAAUAAUCUUUGAUUCCACAGUUCCGGGCAAUUUCUCGAGUUGAUACCACUUUGCCGGCUUCUCUUGGGCUUGCGGGGGAUGUAAGGCGGGGCGAUAUCAACAAACAAAUUGUUACAUUUAGAUGAUUGUAUUAUUUGAGCGCUCGGUGGCGUGUCGCUAAAACCGCACCGAAUUUACCUCGUCUUCAUAAAAUUCAUG
Molecule: messenger RNA, 1941 nt
Organism: Ilyonectria robusta
Lineage: Eukaryota; Fungi; Ascomycota; Sordariomycetes; Hypocreales; Nectriaceae
Product: isoprenoid synthase domain-containing protein
Exons: 1
Coding region: 372-1586 (404 amino acids)
Biological process (GO): isoprenoid biosynthetic process
Molecular function (GO): prenyltransferase activity
Source: RefSeq, a predicted model, not a curated record